ACCAACUAUUCUAAACAUGGCAUAUCCGCACAUCUAAUCAAGGCGGCAUAUAGGCAAAGCUCGCGGAAUGACGAAGCAAUUCGGUCUGAGAUUACUGAUACCUAGCGUUUACCAUUCAUCACCAUUACCUGCGACGGCCGCCGUUUCCCUUUGCCUUUCUUCUUUUUAUGCUCAUCGGACAUCACGGAAAGCAGUUCUCUUGAAGAGAAGGGGCUACUGCUGCUCUGGGUACAAGACCAGUCGCAGGUUGUCGUUCGGAGUGGGCUUGUUCAUGGCUGCCGAUCUUGGAGGGAAAUCGUUCUUGGCUUCUUCUUCUUCUGCACAAAAGAAAGGUUCAAUUGAGCAGGUGCUGAAGAAUGUGAAUUGGCCCAAACAAUUUCCUUUCAAGAGAGCGGAUUUCGAGCGGUUUGAUGAAUCGAAGGAUUCGUUGUUCUAUGAAAUCCCUCGGUUCGUGACACAUAUUGAUGAUCCAGCCAUUGCUGCACUUACUAGAUAUUACAAGGAGAAUUUGCCUCCCACGAAUACCCCGGGUGUAGCAAUCCUUGAUAUGUGUAGCAGUUGGGUCAGUCACUACCCGGCAGGGUAUAAGCAGAAUAAAAUUGUUGGGUUGGGCAUGAAUGAAGAAGAGCUAAAGUUAAAUCCAGUGCUAACUGAAUAUGUUGUACAAGAUUUAAACAUCAAUCCCAUACUCCCAUUUGAAGAUGAUACUUUUGAUGUCAUUACGAACACGGUUAGUGUUGACUAUCUAACAAAGCCUCUUGAUGUUUUCAAAGAGAUGUACCGUAUUCUUAAACCCAGGGGAGUUGCGAUUAUAAGUUUCUCAAACCGAUGCUUUUGGACAAAGGCAAUAUCAUUAUGGACAUCAACAGGAGAUGAUGAUCAUGUUAUGAUAGUAGGCUCAUACUUCCAUUAUGCUGGUGGGUUUGAACCACCCGAGGCUGAUGAUAUAUCUCCAAACCCUGGGCGUUCCGACCCCAUGUAUGUUGUUUAUUCAAGAAAGCAAACUACCCAAAGCAGUUAAAGGUGUUUAUUCUGAUCUGUGACCGCCUCUCUUCAAUCGAUUCAAUGUGUAAGUUGUACAAUUGUGAAUUUGUUUGUGGGCAAGUGCACCUGUAUGGAUUUCUUGAAGAAGAUUUCUAUAUAAAAAAGCCAACUAUGUGCGGGUGGAUUUUCGAAGGGCACAAGUUGACAUUGGACCAUGCAAUCAAGUGCUGUAAUUCACAAAGAGGGCGACAGGGGAAAUGCCAAACCGGAUUCAAAAUAGUCAUAUAUCAAUAAACUAAACCAAAUUGUUAUGUGAUUGUUGGGUACACGAGGCUCAUUUUAUGACACCAUCAAAGAGUUGAGCUUUUUGUAAAGAAAAAAAAAAAUCAUUGUAAACCCAUAAAAAGUGCGAGAAGGGUUACAUAUUUCAUGUGGACUUUAGAAAAUAUAGAAGCAUACUCUCUAUUAUCUACUCCUGUCACAACUUAUGUUGCAUGUUUAUUAUCCACAAGGUCAAAUCUCCUUUGUUUUUUUCCUUAUUUUCAUUAUUCAUUUGAUAAAAUAAUAUAGUCAUUUUUUG
Molecule: messenger RNA, 1564 nt
Organism: Cuscuta campestris
Lineage: Eukaryota; Viridiplantae; Streptophyta; Magnoliopsida; Solanales; Convolvulaceae
Source: the annotation of a GenBank genome assembly